This is a messenger RNA of Rubroshorea leprosula, 1354 nucleotides long. The record is from the annotation of a GenBank genome assembly. Lineage: Eukaryota; Viridiplantae; Streptophyta; Magnoliopsida; Malvales; Dipterocarpaceae.
GUGGGGAGGCCGGAGCCGGAGCCGGAGCCGGAGCCGGAGAUUAGAUAUCUUUGGAGCCUUGCUCAGAGACUUUAGUAAAGGGGGAAAGGGGGAGAGCCCUCCGCUCCCUGCAAUUUGCAUCAAGUAAACCAAAAUGGAAACCCUUGCUUCUAAUUUUCAUCAUCCAGUGCUCUUAAAUUCAUCCAUUCCCAAAACACCCACUUCACUUAAGUUUCCUUACAAGCAGGUACGCUUCGAGUUCGACCCAUUAUCCAAUCGGAUCUCCAGAAGAACAAGAAUACCCUUAAGGAUGGCUCAAACUCCCUCUGUCGAAAACCCAGUGGUUCAGCAGCAGAAGCUGGUAAUUCCAAACAAACAUGGGGAAAAGCUUGUUGGGUUGUUGCAUGAUACUGGGUCUAAAGGAAUAGUAGUCUUAUGCCAUGGUUUCCGAUCCUCCAAGGAAAGCGAAACUAUGGUGAACCUUGCUGCUGCUUUAGAAAAAGAAGGCAUCACUGCCUUUCGUUUUGACUUUGCUGGAAAUGGAGAAAGUGAAGGCCAGUUUCAGUAUGGUAAUUAUUUUCGAGAAGCUGAUGAUUUGCAUUCCAUUAUCCAACACUUUUGUGGUGUAAACCGUGUAGUAACUGCAAUUCUUGGGCAUAGUAAAGGAGGAAACGUGGUGCUUUUGUAUGCUUCAAAGUAUAAUGAUAUCCAUACAGUUGUCAACAUUUCUGGCCGCCAUAAUGUGAAGAGGGGUAUUGAAGAACGCUUGGGAAAAGACUUUAUGGAAAGAAUUAAAAAGGAUGGAUUUUUGGAAGUCAAGAAUAAGAGAGGAGGUGUUCAAUAUCGCGUGACUGAGGAAAGUUUGAUUGAUCGCUUAAAUACCGAUAUGCAUGAAGCAUGCCUUAAGAUUGAUAAAGAAUGCAGGGUUUUGACUGUCCAUGGAACUGCUGAUGAAAUAAUCCCUGUUGAAGAUGCAUUGGAGUUUGCAAAGACCAUACCUAAUCACAAGUUACAGAUGGUAGAAGGAGCCGAUCAUUGUUACACUAAGCAUCAAACUGAGUUAGCCUCAAUUUCUUUGAAUUUUAUAAAAGAAGCCUUACCGGAAGACUUAAGGGUGCCCCAGAUUUGGUAGUCCCCUGCGGAUUAGCUUGUAUUUGGAUAUUUAAGACCAGCUAAUGAAGGAAGCAUCAAUGUUUUAGCAAAGCUCUGCUACUUCUGAUCUUAACUGCACAUUUGAUUCUUCUGUUAGAAGGUUCAGACUUGGGUGAUCCUGUUUUUUCAUAUUAAACAGAAUGUUAUUUUCAGUCUUUAGACCGGCUUGAAUUGAAAAUGUUCGAAAUGUUUUUCACUUUUUAAAUGAAAAAUAGAAUUUCAU